Messenger RNA from Zingiber officinale, 1360 nucleotides. RefSeq lists its product as uncharacterized. The coding region runs from base 191 to 640 and encodes 149 amino acids. The transcript is spliced from 3 exons. The record is from RefSeq and is a predicted model, not a curated record. NCBI's taxonomy places the organism in Eukaryota, Viridiplantae, Streptophyta, Magnoliopsida, Zingiberales, Zingiberaceae.
UUAGCAGUAUGAGGAUGUUUAAUGUACAAAAAGCCCUUGGCCGUGCUGAGUCAGUGGUCGAUGCAUGCUUGCAGUGUGAUUCUUCUAGGUUGUGAAUCACGAUGUUGAUGUUUGAGUUCAUUGCUGAAGCUCAUGUUUAUGCACAAUUUUCUUGUUACGGUUGAAUGAGAAAACUUGUGCUUAGAGAAGCAUGAUGAGAUCUGUCUGUGGCUACGCUGGCAAAUUUGCUGGUAGAUUAUGGAUGAAGUUCCCAUGGAAUGAUAUGUCAAUUUUGCCUCCAUUGGCAUGUUCAAAUUACUCAGUGUGCAGGAAUUUAGGAGCACAGGAAGUCGAGCGAAAGACGCAGCUAGCGAAAAGGAUGACACGAAGAGAGUCGACGAGCUCUAUGCGUUCGAGGGACGAGAUGUUGCGGAACAGUACGCUGGCGAAUGAGAAGGAAGCGCGCAGCGGUUCUGAGGGACAAGAAGCCGAAGCGAAAAGACACUCGAAAAGGCCAGAAAAUGAGUUCGGGUUAUUCACCCCUCUAGCCGGCAGCCAAGGGAUCAAUAAUUGGUAUCAGAGCAAGGACACUUUAAGAGAACUAACCACCGAUCAAAGCACAAGAGAUGACCGGACUGAGCAUCUAUCCACUGAAGUUUGAGGAGGAAUUCGUGAACUAGAAGAAAAAGAUGGAGGUAUUCUUUAAGAUAGAUUUUGAUUUAUUACUAAUUAUAAAAUCUGAUUUUGUAACACCAGAGGGCAAAGAGGAAUACCAAUAGAUAAAAAAGGAGUAACUCGACUUUGUGGCAAACGGCAAAGCAGAAUUUUAUUUGCUUAGCUUUUUAUCACCUCAAGAAGUCAACCGGAUCAGAGCCUACGAGUCAGCCAAGGAGCUCUUGGAGAAAUUCCUGAAACUACAUAAAGGGACCUCAAAGGCAAAAUUAGCGAGACGAUAUUUGCUUCGGAACGAGAUCAGCAACCUCCGAUUAAAAAUGGAUGAAUCAAAAUCUGAAACUUCCCUCAAUGAUGACGAAACGACGUUCAUGGUAAGGAAGGUUAUUUAAAACUAAUAAAUUUAAUCAAGUGCAGGAUAAAAGAAGAAGAAAUGUAAGAUACUAGUACUACAAUGAAGAAGGGCAUGUGAAAGAUAAUUGCCUUAAAUUAAAAAGCAAGGACAAGGACAAGGACAAGAGCAAGGACAAAAGACCAGUCCAAACAAAGCAUCGAAAUCUAAAGGUGACGUGGGAUGAAACGUCGUCCGAGUUAGAGAUCGAAGCCAUUACCGGACUUACGCUAAUGGCAAGUCACUAAGAAGAUGAAGACGGAGCAAGCUCAUCCGAAAUGAAUAUCGAGAGUGUUGGUCCCUUGGUGGUCAGCAAGA